Penicillium paradoxum is the source of this 2505-nucleotide messenger RNA. Its product is annotated as peptide alpha-N-acetyltransferase complex A subunit NAT1. The record is from RefSeq and is a predicted model, not a curated record. Gene Ontology annotation, biological process: N-terminal peptidyl-methionine acetylation. The transcript is spliced from 3 exons. Bases 1 to 2505 code for a protein of 834 amino acids. Lineage: Eukaryota; Fungi; Ascomycota; Eurotiomycetes; Eurotiales; Aspergillaceae. Gene Ontology annotation, cellular component: NatA complex; cytoplasm. Gene Ontology annotation, molecular function: protein-N-terminal amino-acid acetyltransferase activity; protein binding.
AUGCCGGAAACAUUGAGCUCCAAGGACCAGUCCUUGUUUCGUCAAGUGGUUCACCACUUUGAGAUGAAGCAGUACAAGAAAGGGAUCAAGACGGCAGACCAGGUUCUUCGCAAAAACCCCAAGCAUGGCGACACACAGGCCAUGAAGGCUCUCAACAUGAGCCAGAUUGGCCAAUUGGAGGAUGCCUUUGCGCUCGCCAAGAAGGCUCUCCAGAACGAUAUGAAGUCGCAUAUCACCUGGCACGUGUAUGGAUUGCUACUACGCCAGGAGAAGAACUACGAGGAGGCCAUCAAGGCAUACCGAUUUGCCCUCCGCCUCGAGCCCGAAUCGCAGCCUAUUCAGCGUGACUUGGCCCUGCUCCAGAUGCAGAUGCGGGAUUACCAGGGAUACAUCAAGAGCCGCAAUGCGAUGCUGCAAACUCGACCGGCAAUGCGCCAGAACUGGACAGCUCUUGCGAUUGCCCAUCACCUGGCCGGCGAUUUGGCAGAGGCCGAGAAGGUUUUGACUACCUACGAGGAUACACUGAAGGGGGCCGUUCCGCCUGUCGCCGAUAUGGAAAACUCGGAGGCCACUUUGUACAAGAACACGAUCAUUGCGGAGACAGGAAAUAUUGAGAGAGCUUUGGAAAACCUUGAGGCUGUUGGAUACCGAUGCACCGAUGUGCUCGCAGUUAUGGAGAUGAAGGCAGACUACCUUUUGCGAUUGGACCGCAAGGCCGACGCGGAGGCUGCAUACACUGCUCUUCUGGAGCGCAACCCGGACAACUCGGUUUACUACAAUGGCCUGAUCCAGGCUAAGUCCAUCCCUGAAAACGACCAUAAGGCGUUGAAGGCUCUCUACGAUGAGUGGGUUGAGACAUACCCCCGCUCUGAUGCUGCUCGUCGCAUCCCCCUUGAUUUCCUUGAGGGCGAUGAAUUCAAGCAGGCCACCGACGCUUAUCUGCAGCGCAUGCUGAAGAAGGGUGUUCCCUCAUUAUUUGUGAACAUCAAGCAACUUUACGUCAACCCGGCCAAGCGUGACGUCGUACAAGAGUUGGUGGAGGGAUAUCUCUCUGAAAAGGCCACAAACAGCUCCGAGGAGCCCAACGGAGACAACAACGAGUUCCUCUCAUGCACAUACUACUUCCUCGCUCAACACUACAACUAUCACCUCAGCCGCAACCUCACCAAGGCCAUGGAGAAUGUUGAGAAGGCCAUUGAACUUUCACCAAAGGCCGUUGAAUAUCAAAUGACCAAGGCUCGUAUCUGGAAGCACUACGGAAACCCAGAGAAGGCAGCAGAGGAGAUGGAGAAGGCUCGAUUGUUGGAUGAGAAGGAUCGCCACAUCAACACCAAGGCGGCCAAAUACGUGCUCCGAAACAACGAUAACGAGAAGGCCUUAGAACUCAUGGGCAAGUUCACUCGCAAUGAGGCCGUCGGUGGCACAUUGGGUGAUCUUCACGAUAUGCAGUGCACUUGGUUCUUGACUGAGGAUGCCGAGGCUUUCCUCCGACAAAAGAAACUUGGCCUUGCCCUGAAGCGCUUCCACUCUGUUCACAACAUCUUUGAUACAUGGCAAGAAGAUCAGUUUGACUUCCACGCCUUCUCUCUUCGCAAGGGCAUGAUCAGAGCCUAUGUCGACAUGGUGCGCUGGGAGGACCGCCUGCGCGAGCAUCCCUUCUACACAAGAAUGGCUAUUGGAGCUGUCAAGGCCCACCUGCUUCUUCACGACGAGCCGGAUCUCGUACACGGACCGAUGCCCAGCGGAAUUAACGGAAUCGAUGCCACUGAUGAGAACCAAAGGAAGAAGGCUCUCAAGAAGGCCAAGAAGGAGCAGCAGAAAUUGGAGAAGAUCGAGGCUGACAAGCGUGCCGCAAGAAAAGCUGCUGCUGCCAACGCCAAGAGUACGGAUGGUGAGACCAAGAAGGAGGAUGCCGAUCCUCUGGGUAACACCCUGGUCCAGACUCAGGAUCCCCUCAAGGAUGCCAUGAAGUUCUUGACGCCGCUGCUUGAGUCCAGCCCCCAGAAUAUCGAAGCUCAGUGUCUCGGAUUCGAGGUUCACUCCCGAAGGAACAAGCACCUCCUUGCCGUUAAGUGCCUUGCGGCCGCUCAUUCCAUCGACCCCUCCAACGCCACUCUUCACCUCCAAUUGCUUCGCUUCCGCCAGUCUCUCAACAGCCUUUCCGAGCCUCUUCCCGAGCAGGUUGCCGAGGCUGUCAAUGCCGAGUUUGACAAGCUGCUCCCUAAGUCUCAGGACCUUGAGGAGUGGAACGAGUCUUUCCUCUCAGCUAACAAGGGCAGCGCCGCCCACGUGCAAGCCGCCCUUUCUGGGCGUCAGCUCCUCAAGCCGGAAGCUAAGUCCCAGUCUGAGCAAGACCUGCUUGCUACCCUCGACUCCUCCGAUAUCACCAUCGACGAGGCUAUCGCCGCCUUGGACCUUCUGAACAAGUGGGGCAGUGACAAGACUGCCUACGCCGAGAAGGCGAGCAAGAAGUGGCCCGAAUCUUCUGUCUUUGUACUUAACUGA